Molecule: messenger RNA, 474 nt
Organism: Acaulospora morrowiae
Lineage: Eukaryota; Fungi; Glomeromycota; Glomeromycetes; Diversisporales; Acaulosporaceae
Source: the annotation of a GenBank genome assembly
AUGGAAUCUCAAUCUCACGAUUCUCCUGCAGCCAUCAAAUCACGUACAUGUUUUUUUAUAACUUCAACCCAAUCGAUGCCACAACAUUUCGCUGUUAGCGAGGGUUCCACUCGUCCUUUUAUCAAAGUUCCAUUUCCGCCAACAGUUGAUCCUCAAAAAUUAAUUACCUCAAAGGCAGACGGAACAUUAUCGCGCUCCCCCAAUGCAUUUAUGAUCUAUCGUAAAGCAUUUGUUGAAGCUGCUAGAGCUGAUGGCUAUAGCCUUCCAAUGACAGUUAUCUCUACAAUGGCCUCAGAACAGUGGGAACAAAAAGAAACCGAAGAAACUCGCGUAUACUACAGAAGACUCGCUAAGGAGGCACGUGAUUAUAGGAAAGAAAAGUGUCAAAGUAAAUCGGCCGGUAAUCGUAAGAAGCGAUCGGGAUGGAAUAUUGUGUCAUUCCGGGAAAACAAAAAAAAUGAGAAGAAAGCACUG